AGAAAACCACGUGACAAUGCUCUCCUCUUAUCGGUCAAGCUGCGGAGCGACGAGAUUUCAAACCGGAAAAAAAUCGGGAGUACAGAAGAAUGAAAGCAAUGAAAACAAACACGCAGCGCAAAACUAGCUUUUAACUUUUAUCAUUGUCUUUUAUGUCUAUUACCUGACCGGGCUUUAGUAUGCUACGAAGCAGUUGAGUCCGCUUUUUGUUUACGGUGGAGAGAUGUUCACGAACGAGUCACUGUAUCCGGUUGUUCCGUACAAUGACGUCACUCGUGUGUUUUUCGUCAUUGUCACAUUUCAAAAUGAAAAAGACCUAAAAGGAAACUUCAAGCCCUCCAGUUGAAGAUAAACACUCCAUAUCCGAAUUCCGUCACGCCUCUCUUAGUGUACUCUGUUUCUCACACCUUUUGAAAGCAACAAUUAAGCCCAAACCUCAAGCCGGCAGAGCAAACCACGUGGCAUCCGCACUCCGCCCCUAUUCGUCAUCGGCGUGCUGGCGCGAGAACGCAAACCGGAAAAAGUCCCGGAGAACAGAAAGGCCGCCUUAUCUGAAAGCAUGUCCCGGGAGGUUGGAGCAGCUCCUGUACCCCUCCCGGAGGAGCAGGGCCUGGACUAAUCGUCAGCGGGAAAAAAGAGAGGAGUGGAGGAGGGCACGUCUGUGUUCCAGUUUGUUCGUCCCAGACAGCCCCGUCGCCCCGCGGAGGAAGAGCCGGUGUUGUAGUGCUGGCUUCCCCGCUUUGAGAGACGUCGCUGAGGGGAACUGAUGAGUCCAGUCCGGCGCUCUGGCCAAACCGGCUCCGUCCCCCGGAGCCAAUCAAUCAACGCUGCCUCCGCGGAUAUUCCCACGGUUCGGCCAAUCAGAGGACGGAAAGGGAGGGUCCGUGCGAUGACGUCAUUCCCGUCAAGCGAAGCACGUUGCUGUUUCGCCGAAACGCUUAAAGGACUCGGACGCGGAAAUCAGGGGCGGGGGAAAUAUGCAAAAGUUUGUGAUUUCAGGCGCCGAACGUCACUUGUAUUGGUUAAUCGCAGAUUUUAAAUUUCCACAGUUUGUAAUUUAGCUGAGAAUAUUUGUUUGUUUAUUUAUCUACAUAUGCUCUGCCUUUCACUGGCAAGCUGUCCAGGGAGACUUCAGUUCUCUUGUAAUUGUAAGAAAGACAAGCAUGAAAAGAAAUGACUUUAUGGAUUAAAAUAUUACUGGCAAGUCGUGUUAAAGUGUUUGAAAAAACUGACUAAAAAGCAUAACGCUCUUUGUUGCACUUAAAAAAAACUCAGGGAAGAAGACGUGUUAUUGACUACCUUGAAUUUUUGUCAUGGCCCGAGGUUGCUUAGCAACCAGAGGACCUUCCUUCCAGGCCAGUCACCAUGCCCGGCCUUGAAAUUGCCCCAUACAUAACAUUCUUGUUUGCCUUCUUGUUGAGGGAUAAAUGAGAAAAUCAAUACCCCUCUUGUACUUGCCUUAUUUAGGACACAGCCAGCAGUGCCGGCAGACAGCGCUUGCUGUUGUCAUACAUGUGUAUUUUCUUCGAUAUAUUUGUUACCUCACAAAAGUGAACACAGUUGAAGUCAUUAUUAACGACAUUAAGAGGUAGACGCAAUGUACACAUCAUCACAGCCAUUCAACGUAAGUGUAUUUAAAACAACGUUCACUUAGCUUCAUGGUACCAAGCAAUGGAAAAAGAUUAUUUACAUCCUAACGUUUAGCAUCACUAGUCAGGAGACUCAACAGAAACUGUGGACCAACCCAUGUACUGUAGACCGACAAUAGUGGUUAUCAGCAAACAUAUUUUGGAGGCUGAGUUUAAAAAAAAACAACAACAAAAAAAACACCUGAGUGCAUCAGGUGUUAUAAAUGCUGUGAAUGAUUUCAGCAUGUGAGAAUGUCUUCAAGACAGGAGAGCAGGAUGGACGAGUUUUAAUUUAACAAAGGCAGAAGGCGUUGGCGACCACAAGUUUAUGGUUAUGAAUAGAUAAAGAUCAAAGGAGGAUGAGUGACUGACCUCCAGGCAUUCUGAGAGUGUAACUUCAAAGCCAAAUGAGGAUACCUUUCAUCCAUUUUAAAAGUGCUGAGUCAAAAAUAACCCAAAUCGGGUGAAAUAGCGAACCCAGCACAGGGUCCAAAGGUUGGGUUCUUCAUUCAACCCAACUUAGAGCAGAAAUAACCUAAAUUGCCCAAAAUUUAUAGCGGCCCAGCAUUUUCUUUUUUUUUUUAUGUGAAAUAAGAGUGGGGUUCACCCUGGAAGCCAGUGCAUGCAGGGCCACAGACAAAAAAAAAAAAAAAGUAUUCACACUCUCAUCCACACCUAUGAGCAAUUUUGAGCCUUCAAUAAACCUAACACGCAUUCUUUGGAAUGUGGUCAAAAACGCCGCACAGGAAGUCCUGAUUUAACCCCUGAACCUUAAACUGUGAGACGGAUGUACUCACCAAUAAUGUGCCGCGCUGUUUUUCCAAGACAGACCCUCUGACCCACUGCCAUGUGAGACGCAUGAUUAAAUUGUUUCUUGACAGCUCCCCCAAGUGUCACCGGAAUAUGAAUAGACCUGCAGAUGGCAAAGCGGGUUACCAUGCCAACUCGUGUCCCCUAUAUUGAACGUGCAACAUUUGAAAUUGUUCUCCCACUUAAUUACUUGUUGUUGUUGUAGUACAGCUUUUCCGCUUGGGCUCACAUGACUUUACGACUUACCAAUUGCUGCCUCACUGUCAGCAGUCUCAACAUGGCAAUAAAUUGCCUCCAAAACAUGGGAUCAUUUGAUGCUCAUAUCGCAAAAAAUAAGAGGAAGUGUUGUUUCGUUACAUUAAAUACACUUUAGGACCUCAUUUUAAGGGUUGACUCCAUUUGAGGUUUGCCUUUUCAUUAACUUUGUCACCAUAGAAGGUUAAUAAGGGGGCAUGAGGAGGUUGAGUACCAAUUUGGACAAUGUUCUGCAUUAGACCGGCCUGGGAAGUUAAAAGUGCUUUGGACUUUUAAAAUAAAUAACGAAGACUUUCAAGUAUAAAGAUUCAAACAAGCAGCAAAGAAACAGAUUUAAGUAUCAACCUGAUGCAUUUUAACAAGUACCAGUGGAAUGAUAGGAAAAAUCAUAGAUGACUGAUUCAGCUAUUGUUUAUGUUAUCAUGCCCACAUGUCUCUUUCUCCCCCUUUUUUUUUUUUUUUGAGUUCUCAUCAAAGCACCGUAGUGAACCUGGUCGUGACAGCAAUGCAAAGCUCCAUCUGCACCUGGCAGACAUGAGUAAAUGAGCCCAUUAAAGAACAGUACGGAGAAAUCAACUGUUUUUGUUCUCAUGGCAGAUGUCAUCAGCAAUGUUAUGAUGAAGAAUAGUGAUUGCAGCGGUAAUUUAGUACAAGCCUAUAUGAAAAAAAAAACAAAAACGUUCGAGGAUUUAUGCAUAACACAGAGGCAUAAAAAUUGGAUUUUAACAAUUGCUAAAUUGCACUACAGGGCCCGGGAGAACAGUAAUCUUCAAUGUGAUGUUCUGUAGCGCUCCCUACUGGAAAAUAAACGCUUUCCCCACACAUUUCUAGUACGUACUGUAAGUGGAUUGACAUCCUCCUGAGUUAUGCAGAAUCCUCAUAAAUGUGUCAUAUUCGACCGUUUAAUAAUUUAACAGGAUUAAAUACAAUUUCUUAAAGUAUAACAAAUAAUCCGCUAUAUAAGAAUAGUAAAUAAUGUGCUUUGUAAUUUGUACUGUUUGUAUCGAAGCAAUUCUGUUCCAGUCCAAAAUGUUUAUUUUAAUUUUUUCGUUUGUCAUUUUUGGUGAUAGCUAAGAAUUUUGCCUACCUGGGUGGGGUUUAAAAAUAAUAUUCUCCACUUCUCAAAUGAUCGUUUUAAUCACUGAAAUGGCUACAAUUAAGAAUUUAAAUUAAAAAGUCCGUCUACCCUAUUUACGUAUCGAUUUUCCGGAGACGUCACCAUGUCUGGCGUUCCUAGGGCAACGGCUAAAGGCUUCUGCCCGAGAGGAUCAUGGGAAAAUUGUGUUUCCCAUGAAACGGAGGGAGUUUCGAAUUCUUUCUUAUCGUUCGCUUUGCUUAAAUGUGAUCAUCACUCGAUAAGUGAACUACUAAAGUAACGCGACGUUUAAGCGAAAACAUAAGUACGACGAAUACGUUCGAAAUACUUGGGCUUCCUUUCUCUCCGUACAAUUAGCUAGGUGGCUAAUGCUAUGAGCCGCUACGUGCAGUCGUGAGGGGCAACAAAAUGCGCAAAAAAGAAAUUAGUCGAGCUCGUUUUUGGUAAAACUCGUUGUUAAACGUGCCAACAAGUGUUACUCAAUUUCCACAGCAUGGCCGAAGCUACCAGAAUGGCUCAGCGAGGAUGGCAGUGGUGAUGAUAAUGAAGAAGAGGGCGUUUCAUCCAGACCUGGAUGGCCCAUUGUUGAUUAUUCAAAGGAGGAACGUCAAUAAGAUCGUUCUGAUCGCAUCGUUAAACACUGAUUGUGUCUCGCCGCAAGCAUGGAACUAAAGCUGGACGUGGUCUUGUCCUCCAGGAUCAAACGAAAAAAGCCAUGGCCUCGAUUUUGCUGGCUUGGACAGGAGAAGGAAUGCGUCUUCCUGUUCGACGACAAACGGAUCAGCGAGAUCAACAUGGUGUCCGGUCGUACCAAGAAGAAGACCCCAAAACUCCAUCCUUUGCUCAACAAUGUAGUGACGAUGGCACCGUCCCGCAAUGGGAUGUGGUUUUGUGGACUUUUAACCUCGGGUGAGCUCUUUUUAUGGAACAAAGACAACGACUUGUUGAGGACUGUCACAGCGGUCCCUGAAGUCAUUCAAAUAAUUACUGCAAUCCAAGGUAAUUCUACCCUGAUAUCUGUCCACGUAUCAGAUGAUGGGACGCGUGUGCUGUUGGUCACUACACUGGGGCAAGCACUCCUGUGGGAAUGUACAGACAUGGAGGAUUUGACUUUGGUGUGCGAUGGCUCAGUAAAAGGACACUGGGCACAACUGCAGCUGCCUCAAGACACCUCUCUACCCACUUUGAAGGACAAAGAAGCAUCCCAGUGCAGCAUCUUUGUGGGAAGCCAGACUAUGGGUGAUGUCUGCUUAUCGGCCUUUGUAUUCACAUCUGGGAAGAAGCUUAUCAUCACCUGCCUCAAAAUUCAAUGGCUGGAUCAGCAUGUGCACUUUGGCUCUUUGGGAUACAGCAUCCAGUGGGCCACCAAGACGUACCUCAUGUCACGUCUCACCCCACCCUGCCAAGCCGUCAAGUCCAGAGGGGCGUUGGUGGUUGACUUCUCUCCUGACGGACAACUGCUAGCCAUCGCGCUGAACCAGCGGCAGCCCAAGGCUACGCAGGUUCUGUUUGUGAGCACACAAAAUUUUGUCUCUGUGUCAAGCGGUCUUGGAAGGUGUGGAUGUAAAACGGAGCAGAUUCCUCCUAAAUACACAAGGUCAUACUGGGUAGGCAGUCUAAGUUGGUCACAUGACAGCCUUUUCCUGGCCUGCGUUCUGAAGCGAGGCGCCCUCUUGGUCCUGAGUCGUCUUGGCGGGCUCCUUUCGCUAACCAGCUCCGGUUGCAAUAUCGACUUUGGAGCCGCGCACUUCCUGCCCCUUCACCCACUGGUCACUUACCGACCUCCAACCGGAAGAGCAGAGGCCUACCUGUCCAGCUCCAGUGUGUCGGCGCGAGACGCCAUGAGGCAGCGCUAUUCCGUCACGUGGCACCCGCGCCUCUUGUACUGCAUCGUGUCCGACGGCUACAUGGCCACCGUACUGAGGGUCCUCAACAGGCCUUCUCCCGCAAUGCUGGUGAAAGCUCUGUUGGAUAACACCGGCAAGGACCUUCAGAAGGCCUGCCGGCUUCUGGAUACAUCUCAGAUGUACGUGAGGACGUGUUUGGAGUCCUACCUCGAUCUGGACGGCAAAUCAUUGACCACGAGUGGGCCUCACCGUGCGGACUCGAUCAUAUCUGCAGCCACGCAGGAGUCCACCUUACCUUUCUUUCUUCAGGACCCGGGCACCUUCAGUGGCACCAAAGAGUUGUUCGAAAGAGUUCAGUCCUUCUUUGAAGAUGACUCCGAUAUCGACGGCCCUCCUCCUGGCUCACAGCUGGCGGACAGCGGACACUUGGAGUUUGCUUCCAUGUUCGACACGCUCCACGCUUUGGACACAGAGACUGACCUCAAUCAAGAUCACGAAGAGGACAUUGAGAUGACCAUAUGUCAUCUUCGGCGGGAUCUCAGUAAGAUCCAAAAUGGAAUAUUGACAACGUGGGCUCUCUGCAUGUCUAUGGGAGGCGCAGUGGAAAACCGAGCCCACCUGCUUAAAUGUACCACCUUUCGCGUGGCGCAGCUUGCUGCUCUGUUACACUUGAUGCCAAACGAUGCAGCUCAUUCUGGCAAAAGUGACCCCUCUGGUUCUGCUUGCAUCAUGGAGCUCCUCAAAGCGCUUUUCUCCUUCCUCCCGUGGGAUAACACUCACUUGGAUGGGCCUCCUGGCCUGGGGCUGGCGGUGGAGCUUAGUCAGCGGCUGGUCCACCUGCUGCUCGCCCCGCCACCAGAGUCCCACCCAGCAAGUUGUGUCAAGAGACUAUCCGACGCUGUGCUCAUUCUCCAGCUUGCCUCGGAGGCCCUUGACUGCGCCUACAGCCUGCAGCAAAGAACCGUUUGGUCCUCGGUGGAGAAGGACCCUCCACUCUCUUCUUCAGAUGUCUACCAUGUGCCACAGCUACAGGAUUACAGGGAGCACCGAUGUGACCCUUUUCAUCAGGUUCUGCCUUUACCCCAGCGACCGUCCAACAGACUGUUUGGAGUGUGGCAGUGGGUCUACAAGAUCAGCCAGGAUUAUAAGGAAGGCUUGCGAGGCUUCAAGGACGACGAUGGGUCGGAGGAAGGUGGCGAGGAGCAGUUGUCAAUCAUCAUGUCCAAGAUUCAAACAGCUCUGCAAGCAACCGGAGAGAGAAUAGAAGAGGGUCCUGCACUGCUGAAUCACACAGGUGAAGAACUAUUCCUAUGUGGCCUGUACCAACACAGCACUGAGAUGUGGCGGACACAAAUUUGGGAAGAGAGUAAAAAGAGUUGUCGUCGUAGCGCCUUCCAGGAAACGAGACUCUGUCUGGCUCUACUCUACAACCUGUUGUCCCAGUACCAUCUAAAGGAAGCCGUGGAGUUGGGAGAACACAUGGCCCACUUGGCGCUGCACAACGCUGGUCACCACGAUAAGCAUGCGACUUGCACAACAGCCGACCCCCUCCUGCCGCCGAACCUUCACAUCGACGCAGUUGUUGCCGUCAUUCAGACUCUAGGGAGGUUCAUGGCUGCCUAUUUUACCAAUCAGCCACUCAACAUCCUGCCUGCACACCAUGUGGCCGUUCUGCCGCCGUUACAUCAACCUCAUGCCUCAAAUCUAGGACGCCUCGUGCCGCUGUGUCAGGAGACAACGGCUCGAGCAGUUCGCCAGCAGUACAUGUCAGAGAAGUGGACCGUGGACUACGCCGUGGACCUUCUCCUGCUUGGGGGUCUGCUCCCCGAGACGGCAUGGCUGGCGUACAAGCUUGGGGACUGGAAGACGUCAGCCUCUGUCAGCCUUGCUUAUGUGUAUUACUGUGCCGGCCACUUGGACAUGACACGGAUCAGCAGACCGGAGCUUCACCUUCCAAAAGCUUUACUCCCCAAAAGCAUUUUUCAGACAGAGUUGCAGUGUCUUGUGGACAAUGACAGUGGCGAGCACAGUGAUGUCAAUGAUACAAGAUUUACAGACCCUGUGGAAGCGCAAAACUUGGAUGCGUUGCAGGGGUCCGCCCAGGAGAUCCUAAAAGCAUCCGUCAUCGCUGGUGUUGACGUUUUAACGUCACAAUUGACUUCCUUACUGGAAUCAGCUAAGGACCUGUGCUCAAGCAUGUCUGCUCUAGUCCACAGUGGGCUGUAUUUGCCGUCCCCACCUCUGUAUUGUCCUCAGCCUUCCCCGAACACUCAGGAUCCUGUGGGGACACCGGGACAGCUCGCAGAAGUGGCAACACGCCACAAAGUGUCUGGCGUUCUUCAGAGGAUCCUGCUCCUCCUCAGGUCUGCUCGAUGUUGCCACCCUGCUGCUCAGUGGUAUGUCGGCAACCUGCGGCGGGCCCGUCACCUACUACACAAGAUCAAGACGAAGUACGCCUACCCAUCCUUCCCCAAAGAAGAAAAGGCUCUCCCAGAGGGCCUGAUGAAGUUUGUCAGCCGUGGUGGAUUCUUCAGACGGAGCCAUAGCAAAACUCUACAGCCUGAUUGCAGUCAAACUAUUAUCUGUUUUAGGGAGCUGUGUGGUUUAUGUUGGAUGCUUCAUGUCAGGGAUCAGCUUUCUGUUGCCUGCAGGAGGUUUCAGGCUGCCAGAAUGCAACAGGACCCUGAUAAUUCACAAGUGCAUUCAUCCUGCAUUGAUGCACUUCUUUGGGUCACUCGCUAUCUGCCUUUCUCUCACUUCCUGAACACGGAGGAAAUCCUGCAGGACCUCCUCCUCAGCCUGUUGGCUGAAUUGCCCCCGCUGGCCUUGGUGGCAGACACCCUGGUACUUGCCUUCCCAGAGAAGGAAGAGUCAGUCAGAGUCUCCCUGAGGGAGAAGUACAACUCACUGCUGGAGGGCUUGAAGCAAUGCAGUGUCUUUGAGGAGGGCAAAGAGCCAGACAGCAAGCCCAUGAAGGCUCUGAUUCAAGAGAAACUCAGGCAGAGGAGAAAGCACCUAGGCCGCUUGCUGAGGCACCUGGCCCCCCUGGAGCUUCGGCUGUGGGAGAAAGACGAAGACGACAAACACGAGGCGGCCACUCUGAGGCCAUGCUCACCAGUCGCAAGUGUGAGCGCCAGCACUGUAACCGACUGCGUUGAUGGAGAAAGAUCGGAGGCCACCUCUGAAGCUGUCUUACCUGAUCCUCACAUCUCAUCCAUACCCAGGGAGGUAAAAGUGAAAGCAACGGGGACUGCUGUUGCCACUCAGAAGGCGAUCGAGGAUGUAGUGCCACACUCACUUCCAGUCAUUGGCACCUGGGAGUUUGAGCUAGAGGAUGAUGAGUAUCUCACCUUCCUCGAGCUUUUCCUCAGCUACAUGUUGGAGAAAGAGAAUAGCGACGGGAGCGAGCUUCCCUUGCUCAAGUCCUUUCACUCCGCUCUGCGAGACAAGGAGCUGCACUCGCUCACCUUUGACGUGCUCACCACGAUUCACCGCCGCCAAAGAAAUGGGCAGCUCCCGGCCAGGAAACACCGUGGCAACGAGCUCCCGGUCUUCAGACCCGGAUGCUGCCACAGGCCGGCGAAGGGCGGUACGACCCCCGAGUCGCAGACUUCAGCAGCCUUGAAUGGUGCUUGUGAAGCCAAAAGUAACUUAUUUGCGUCUGCGCUGUCGGAGCUUCGGACAGAGAGGCAGAUGGGUUUGUUUAGUCUUCGAAAUCAGAAGAGAGGCUCCGGUUCUGACGGUAACCAAAGUGCCUUGGCGUUUGCCUCCUCAACUACUGCGGAAGCCAUCGUAGAACUUCAACAGGUCCCGGAUCCUAAAUUAGAGGCCCGCUUUCCAGUGCUGGGCAGGCUGCUGCAGUGGAUGCUGCGCUGGGCUGACAAGAGGGUGCUCCUUGGGCACACUGGCAAGAAGAAGAAGCCAAAGGGAGAAGGAAUGUGCGAGGAUGGGAUAGUCAUCCGCGUCAAAACUUCUGCGCCAGCGCUGCUCACUUCGCUGAGCCUGCUGGAGCGCAGGUUCAUACAUCUGCUCCAGCCAGGCUGCCCGGAAGCACGAUGGGCCAUCACCCCGUUGCUGCAAUCGGAGGCGGACACGAGACUGCAGAGGCAUAGCACUGUUGAGACCAGCCGCCCUAGAUCGGCUCACACUCCAGUUGCUGGUCUGGAUCACAUCGUAGAUCAAGGAGAACUGUCUAUUUGUUCUCACGUAGACGAACCAGAAGAGUUGAAGUCUGACAGGAUGUCUCUCCCUGAUGAGCCAGAUGAACUCAACUUGACCGCUCCGAUCCCGAGCUCACCAUCGCAGCGACCGUGUUUUGAUGAUUUGGAUGUCACGCCAGAAAAAGAAGGCAAAAGCAGCGAUGACCGCAUGGAGCAUUCGUCGUCUCUCUCCAACGGGAUCAUGUCUGAUAACCUUUGCUCGCCUCAAGCGGUCAAUAUCAAUCUUUCACUCUGGCUAUUAUACACUGCGGUUUGCAUUUAUAAACAAAUGUCUGUGUUAUCGUCUUUUCAGAGUUUAAAGCUUGAAGAACUGAUUGAGACGUCCAGCUCAACAUCUGCUCAGGUGGAAAACCAUCCAGUGAUCCUGGCACCGGAUGGUCCAGUCCCACAAAUUCCUCCCUCCGUCCAGCCUCAGGCAUCGCUUCACACCGAGCUCCCCCAUCCGAGAGCAAAUCUGUACCCCAAAACAUCGUUAGACCAUGCAGGUUCUCAACCUCUCACCACAACAGCUGGCGCACCCGCUCUGGAUCAUUUUGGCCCAGACCAACCACCCUCACUUCAGGCUCCGCCAAUGAGACAGCGUCUGGGUGAAGAUUUGUACCGACUGGUCCAGAACAUCAACUACAUGAGCCUGAUGGAUGUUUUGGGAGCUUCAUUUUCCAAUCUGCAACUUGCCCAGCAGAAUUCCUAUUUAGCUCAAUCCAAUAUGACCCCCCAUUGUGUGCCUUCACCUUACAUGACCAAUGUGCCACCUCAACAUUAUCCCCAACCUGCGCAAAACCCUUCAGUGUCUCAAUCACAAAUACACGUGCCUGACCAACACUCGAGCAACCCCCCAUAUGCCUACCAGACUCCCACACAUAGCACACACGGACCUCAUCACGUCAGCAAUGUUGCCUAUGCCAGUCAUGACGCAGGAGGAAUCUAUCAGGAAUUUCCCCCCCUCUCUGUGCAGGCCGAGUCAACGGACAUUCACUUUCAGGAAAGCAUUAGGUUUAUCCCAUCCAGCGAAGGGCUUCUGAUCACCUCAAACACUAAUACGAUAGCGCCCUCUAUUGGUAAUAUUAAUGCAAACCCGUCCUCUCAAAAAUCGGGCCUCAAGUUACUCCAGCUGCAAGGUGGUAGGAAGAGAGACAAGAAAAAGACAAAAGGCGCGUCUUCGACUCCAAAAAGACUUCUUCGGUUUAGCCACAGCACUCAAACUGAGUCUCCUUCUACAAGGAGCUUUCGUCCCCAGAAUCCCACAUCUGAUGUGACACAUGGCCUUCGUCUUCUGCACCUGCAGCCUGGUGCACAAGGACACAUCAAUCUCCCUAAAACACAUUCAACACCUCUUCCCAAGCAUUUCUUUCUCCCCGCAGUGCCGCUGGGUGAAACGCCCAAACUUCAGCUUCUACAUAUAGACCCCAAACCGACAAGGAUGUCCACCCCGGCACCUCGCUCGUCUCAAAAAGCUCGCCUCAUCUCCCUGGAGGAAUUGGCUGGUUUAGUGGCAGGGAGGCGCAACUCGGAAGAAGCUCGGCUGCAGCUGCUCAGAGUCAACGACUCUGCCGAAGCACAGCGAGGGGCUACACCUUCCUCCAGCUCCAGCAAGAGGCAGAAGAGACGAGAGAGGGCACUGAGGACAAAUCUGCCAAGUGAGCAGCCCAUCAUCACCGCACAAGAGCCCAAAGUUGACCAAGAGGAAAUCACCACUGCACGGAAUGCUUCCAUUCAAACCACCAUUCCAAGUCCCUCAGGAUCCAGCCGCUCUGUUUCGAAUGGUCGCACAUUAUUAGACAGGACGAGAACGACUUCAGCCGAGCUCCAUGCCUUCGCCUCCACGUGUAAAAGACCCCCAGAGUGCCUCGAUGCUUUCACCAACACGGAGCCAAAAUAUUCUCCCAUGCUUGUGGACAAAGCAGUGUCAGUCCAAGCCUCACUAUUAGCCACCACUUCUACAGGCAAGUCAAAAGAACACACUCCGGAGAAACUGUACAGAGAGAGCCCUCAAGACGCAAAUGUUAUCCCGCCUUUACAAGAGAGGAAGAAUUUGGAUCAGCGCGGCCGCAACUUCCUGAGCGUCGUAGACAUCGAAGAGGGAACGCAGCAUCGGGAUUUGCCCCCUGCCAGCUCCAGGAUGAAAGAAGCUUCUUCCAUCCCUACUGUGCUCACGCCUGCUCAGCUUCACAUGCUCGCCACUUCCGGCAUUAAUAGUGCUCACCAUGCCGAUCAGAAGAUUCCCACAACUGUCACUCAAACAGAUCGCAAGAGCACAACCGAGCCCAACAGGGAGCCAGAAAGAGUCGACUCUGAGAAUGUAAACGAUGGGGAGGUUUAUAAAGCCAUUCGGACAAGAAGAAGAGAGAGACCUCACAACUUGGAACCAGAGAGCCUCUACUCUGAGGAACGACUUGACUCUGAGCUCACGAUAGCCAUGAAGACACCGAGAAGAAAGAGACCUUCCCACAGGGAGCCAGAGAGAGUCUCUCCGCAUUACAGUGAAGAUUCAACAGACUCCGAGCUUUCUACAUCCAUCAGGACCCCAAGACUUGACGAACCUCGCAACCAUCCGUCUGAAAUCGCCGCGGUCUGGUUCUCGUCCCACCUCUCCAAACUGGAUUCACAGCUGGCUGCGCUGCAGAACAUCGCCGACUGUCUGGAGAAGGACCUGCCUCAGUCCAGAAUUCCAAAGAAGCCGUACAAGCCACAGCAAGUCUCCCCAGUCUCACCUCCGAAUGUGAAGCCCGCAGUACGAAAAACAGUGAGACUGUUUCUCCCAGCGGAAGAGCCCAAAACACAGCCAAAACACACUCCCAUCGGUGUGAGAAAGCCCAUCAUCGAAACCAGAGCCGCGCCGCCUCCGCCUCAGGCCGCACCAAAACAUGACAUCCGCCAGGUUGAAGAGGACGAGAAACAAGAUGCGUUUCCAAAUGUCGAUCACAAUCCCGACCGAAAGCUGUUGGCUGUGCAUCCGACUUCUUCCUCUCAGCUUUGUCAUGGCCACCAGAGCCUUCCAAAGCAACUGUCAACCGUAACAUUGGAAACGUUUGACGAGACUCCUGAUGAGAGUCUGGAUCACACGGGGUUGUCUGAUACAGCGGAGAUCCUUGAGGGUUUGGUGCGAGAAGGUUAUAUAUCCCAGAAUGACCUGGACGCGUCUUUAUCCAACGCGCUCGACAGCGGGAAAGAGCAGCAAGAACCGAGUCUGCAGAUUUCCCCGGCGCGUGCCGUCCAUGACGAGGAUGACGAGAGACGGGAGUUGAAGAUUUGGAUGAGACGCAAGCAGAGGGAGAGACACUCUGUGUAUCAAAAACAGAAAGCCAGCCUGCGCGAGAGGGAGAUCAAACCUUUUACCAGAACACCGAAAUCCACCAGCCAAGUGACCAGUGGGCGAAAGACACAAGAAAAGCAAAAGUCCUUGCUUUUGAAACGAUUCAACCAGAGGCUCCGCGACGCCAGGUUGUUGGCAGAUCAACUUCGCACCAGCCCCUUGCCUGGCACUCAUAGUUUAGUCAAUGAUGCUCCGGCCGUAAGAUCCUCCUCCGCUCUGGCCACGGCUGGCAAUCACAGGAAAGAGAAAAGUCUGAACUAUCCCUCAAGCCAAACGCACACCCAGCGUCGUCCUUGCACUACCGAAGCAACUGGAGGACCUUCAGAGGACAGGGGGAGGCCUGAACUCCAGCAAAGGCCAGGGACCUCUCUGUUGAAGGAGCGUCCAGUCACCUCCGCCACUGCCCUCGAGGACCAGCAUAUGACCCAGCAGGGCGUCAAUCUGUUACUGUCUGAAUUAAUAGACGAGGAGGACAGCGGCACCAGAGCGGGUGUGCCAGGUAUGGAGUGGCUAGACAAACUGUCGGAGAGCGGCGGCAGCCUCAGCGAGGUCGACUGGACGGCUAUCGAGAGGAUGGCGGCCAUGGCACAGACCUGAUUGCCUGCAUCUCAGGCAAAAUUUAACACUGAAGGGAAUUUAUGUGCCUUCUCAAGAAGUUACGAGUCAUCGAUUGGGCACUUAUUAUUUUAAUUUUUAAUUUUUGCUUUGUGUUGCUCGCACAAAUUUUACUUGCACAUCAGCUUCAGAACUAAAUCGCAGCAACAAACACGUCAACAACAUCCAGCCACUGUCAGUUUAGGUUUUUACCUGCAGUGAACACUUUGCCAUCUUAUUUUAUUUCCUGAUAAUGGGGCCUAAGAAAUUGAAUGCGAAGAUGAAGAAGCGCGAUGCUGUCCUUUGAGCUUCAUGGCAAAGACUAUGAAUACUUAUAUGUACAUGUGAUUUCUCACUUUUUAAUUUUGUUAGUUUAGUGCAUUGAAUUUGGAGAGAAAAAAUGAAGUCAAUCCCUUCUGCAGUAAGGUUGUAACAUAAAAUGUGGGGGGAAAGUGAAGCUCUGCGAAUACUGUCUGGAUGCACUCAUAUGUGCACUAUUUUUUAAAACUGUAGUUGUGUGCCACAUUUCUGCUUGAAUUUUUCUAGUUCCUCACUUUUGUACACACUGUCUUAGAUACAUUUCACUUUUAAUAAUUGAAAAGUCUUUUGAAAGGGAACACAUUGAAAAUGUACUUUAUUUUGGGACAGGUAAGGUAAAAAGUCUUGGCAUUAAAAGUGUAACACACAUUGAA
Messenger RNA from Hippocampus comes (tiger tail seahorse), 14455 nucleotides. It is a transcript of the gene cplane1, whose product is annotated as ciliogenesis and planar polarity effector 1. NCBI's taxonomy places the organism in Eukaryota, Metazoa, Chordata, Actinopteri, Syngnathiformes, Syngnathidae. The transcript has 49 exons. Bases 4452 to 13766 code for a protein of 3104 amino acids. Gene Ontology annotation, cellular component: ciliary transition zone. The record is from RefSeq and is a predicted model, not a curated record. Gene Ontology annotation, biological process: cilium assembly.